AUGUACAAUAUCUUCUACCGAGUAUUGGCUGUGAACUCUGGUGAUACAGGUUGUGGUUUGGGAGAUAAUCCAGAUCCAAUGUUAAUGUUCAAAGAUGGGGCUGAUAUGAUAAUCAGUCGUGAAUUUGUAUCGGGGAGAGGUGAAAAAGAACGUGAAUUACCAUUUAAACAAACAGCUCUACAAAAAUAUCUCACAUAUACAGAUUCCGACAAAGAGAUACUUGGUUUGACCACAAGCACUGUUCAUAUUCCGACAUAUGGAGAUACGCUUCAGCUUGCCACAACAUUGCUAUUGCCAGGACUACCAGUAAUUUAUUAUGGAACUGAGAUUGAUGUAAACAGAGAAAGAGUUAUAAUGCCAAUGCCAUGGGGUUUUAAUGGGAAGAGGUUUUCGGCGACAAUAAAUUAUUCAAUAUUUCGUAACUAUCUCAAUAAUUAUAAUAACAAAAAUGUUGUUGAAAGUGAACUUGCUGAAGGAAAUGACAAAUCCGUUCUUCGUCUUGUUCAAAAAUUAGUAGCUUUACGUCAAAAUCCUAGUAUAAAAUGGGGAACAAUAGAGCAAAUAAAUAUUGACCAAGAAUCUGUAAGUCAUGCUGAAGCAUUUGCACGAAAGGCGAGAGGUUUUCCAACAUUCAUUGUGAUAUUAGUAAAGUAUUUCAAGGAGGAUUAUUUUUCAGAUCUAACUUCUGUUUGUUCAUCAAUUACACCAAAUGUAAUUUAUCCUUCACAUCCACAAUUAUUAGUUGACAAUGCAUUAUCAACUUCAAAAAUAUUCAUUCCUAAACUGAUAUAUUCUAGUUACAUUUUAGUAUUUGAAUGUAAUUAA
Molecule: messenger RNA, 825 nt
Organism: Schistosoma margrebowiei
Lineage: Eukaryota; Metazoa; Platyhelminthes; Trematoda; Strigeidida; Schistosomatidae
Source: the annotation of a GenBank genome assembly